AUGAGCGCCUCCACCUACGCCUACCUGACGCGCUGCAUUCCCGCCAUCAGCGUGCUCGGCGUGCUCUUUCUCCUCUUCGUCUCGUUGAUCGUCGCGCCCAACACCAAACAGGAUGGCAGCAGGCUCGGUGCUGCGGCUGCCACCUCGCAGCUCGUGCUGGCCGUGUACACGCUAUUCAUCCACAUCGCCCCCGUCUUGUUUCCUGCGAGACUGUGCUGGGCUAUUGGAGAUGUUAUGAAGAGGAUGAAGGAGAGCGUGGCCGUUGCAGAGGCGUACAAGAAGCAGACCCUGGAGAAGGGCGAGGCCGCGUCGUCGCUGAAGUUCGUCAUCAUCAUUCCCGCCUACAAGGAGUCCGUCGAGACGAUGGAGGAGACGUUGAAGGUCUUGGGCAGCCAUUGGCAGGCUCGCAGUGCAUAUCAUAUCUAUCUUGCAAUGGAGGCCAAGGAGGAGCAUUCCGAUAAGAAGGCGGCCAACUUGAUUCGAGCUUUCCAGAGCUCCUUUUACCGCAUGAGCUACACCAUUCACCCGUUUGGUAUCCCUGGCGAAGCACAGGGCAAAAGCAGCAACGAGAGCUGGGCUGCCAAGCAAGCUUUCAAAGACUACGCCAAUGCCAGCAAAGGAGAGGUUAUAAUGACCACCAUGGAUUCCGACACUCACCUCUCCGCUCGCUACUUUUCUCAAGUCGCACAAUAUCACCAUCGCUUCCCCGAAACGAGCGCCGAGACCAUCUACGUGCCUCCGAUCGUCUUUGAUCGCAAUAUCCACGAAGUCCCCCUCCCAGUGCGCACAUCCGACAUGAUUUGGGCCGGCGCCGGCAUUUCCAAUCUAUACGACGGCUCGAACAUCUGCAUUCCCACCUCCGUCUAUUCUCUGCCAAUGGUUCUGGCGGAGAAUGUGGGCGGAUGGGACACCGGGCCCGAUGCCAUCGGCGAAGACAUGCACAUGUAUUUGAAGUGCUUCUUUGCUUUGUCGGGCAAUCUCAACGUCAAGGUCGUCUACGCCGCCGCGAGUCAGUGCGACGUCAGCAGCGACGGCACUGGCUUCAGUGGAUACGUGGAUGGCCUCAAAGCGCGCUACAAGCAAGCGCUCCGGCACAUGUGGGGUUCCUUGGACACGGGCUAUGCCAUUCGACAGACUAUCAGCAUGUUCGAGAGACGACGAAGAAUGAGUUUCGGCGCCUCGCCCGAUCUGCUGGACACCGUUCUGCACACCAAACACCUCCUCGUCAACGCCAUCUCCGCCGUCUGCAGCCCCAACGGCGCCGCCCUCCCCACGCCCAUCAUCAAAUGCACGCCCCCAAGCCCGCAAGCCACGCGACACCCCCAACCCUUCCCCCACGCUUACAACAAGCCCAUCCACUUCCGCAACCUGUGCACCCUGCUCAACAGCCUCUUCGAAGCGCACUUCGUGCCCGUGCACCUCGCCCUCAUCCUCGCCACCACCACCAUCUACGACCUCCUCGCCGGCGCCUCCGUGCCCCACCACCUCGCCCUCGCCCUCCGCAUUUCCGGCCUGUGCCGCUUCGCCGGCUGGUCGCUCAUCUGCGUCUACUUCUACCGCUACGCGCAGUACCACCAUCUGUGCCUCUCGCUGCGAGAGCAGGAGAUGCGCGAAGCUGGCUUGCUGGACGAGUGCGAUGAGGGCAAGCAGCACGAGCAGAGGAGCGAUGGGUACAGUCGGAGGCUUUUUGGGCCUUUGGGCGGUGUGGCGGAGGCGGGACUCUUUUUUAUCGGCGGCUUUUUGUUCGGGUCUAUCCCCGCUUGCCAGGCUGUGUUGAGUCACGUCUUCACCGAAAGGCUGGCCUAUCAAGUCAGUCUGAAGCCGUCGUUCAUGAAGGUGCUGGAGAACGUGGAUCAGAAGACAGGGUGA
Neohortaea acidophila is the source of this 1869-nucleotide messenger RNA. RefSeq names its product glycosyl transferase family group 2-domain-containing protein. The transcript has 3 exons. Bases 1 to 1869 code for a protein of 622 amino acids. The record is from RefSeq and is a predicted model, not a curated record. Lineage: Eukaryota; Fungi; Ascomycota; Dothideomycetes; Mycosphaerellales; Teratosphaeriaceae.